This is a messenger RNA of Uncinocarpus reesii 1704, 1425 nucleotides long. RefSeq lists its product as uncharacterized. Gene Ontology annotation, molecular function: protein binding; aspartic-type endopeptidase activity. Bases 1 to 1425 code for a protein of 474 amino acids. Gene Ontology annotation, biological process: proteolysis. Lineage: Eukaryota; Fungi; Ascomycota; Eurotiomycetes; Onygenales; Onygenaceae. The transcript has 2 exons. The record is from RefSeq and is a predicted model, not a curated record.
AUGUAUUUGGAACCGAAAUCCCGUUGGACUUGCUUGGGGCAUUUUGCUAAUUCGAGUUUGUUUGAUAGGCGAAUCUCCGUGUCCGUCGUGGCCUCCAACGUGGCGGUCGACAAUGACCUGAUAUCCCUCGAUGUCGGCGAAGAAAUGACACUCGCAGACCUCAAAGCUGUAAUACAGAGCGAUAUCGAAAUUCCCCCGGCUGCUCAGAAACUAUUCCACAACAACCUGCUACUGACAGACGAUUCGAAAACCUUGUCACAAAUCGGAAUCACACCGGGCGAUAUGCUAGGAUUGCACAUUCGAACCCCCCAGCAAGAACUUCAAAGGCCUCAGGGAUUGGCGCACCCUACUUCGCGAGUGACUCAACAGGCGUUAUCGCGAAGGCAGCAAAUGUUGCCAGACCCGGAGACGUUACGUCUACAUAUGUUGGGUGACCUACGGGUGCUGGAGGGAGUUCGAAGUCAAAACCCACAGCUGGCGAACGCUGCGGAGGAUUCUCAGCGAUUUCGGGAGGUUUUAUUCGCUCAACAACGAGCUGAGGCGGAGGCUGAAGCUGCCAAAGAAGCAAGGAUCGCUAUGCUAAAUGCCGACCCUUUCAACCUUGAUGCACAGCGGGAGAUAGAGGAGAUCAUUCGCCAGAACGCCGUUACAGAAAAUCUACAUAACGCAAUGGAGUUUAGCCCCGAAGUAUUCGGUCGCGUUACUAUGCUCUACAUUCCUGUGGAGGUAAACGGCCACAGGGUGAGAGCUUUCGUUGAUUCGGGAGCCCAAGUCACAAUAAUGUCUCCCGAGUGUGCAUCGGCGUGCAACAUCAUGCGUCUAAUUGACCGACGAUACGGCGGAGUUGCCAAGGGAGUGGGCACAGCCGAUAUCAUGGGACGUGUACAUCUUGCCCAUAUAAAGAUUGGUACCCUUUUCCUACCAUGCUCGUUUACCGUCAUGGAAGGCAAGCAUAUCGACCUUUUAUUGGGCCUAGAUAUGCUGAAGAGACAUCAGGCAUGCAUUGAUUUGAAAGAAAAUGUGCUCAAAAUACGGGACCAAACUGUGCCCUUCCUCCACGAAGCAGAUAUACCAGAUCACCAGGAUGAAUUUGCAGAUGAACCGCUUGUCCGUGGACGAGACGGGGCCGUUGUCGGCGGACGAUCAGGUGCUGUCACUCAUCCAGCUGGAAAUCCCGGCCCAGCCGCGCAGAAUAUAUCAGCAUUAUCAUCAACGCCAGCCAAACGACCUGCACCGGAUUCUCCUAAACCAAAUCUUAAUACUUCAUCUACUCGAGCGCCAGUGCCGACCAGCGCCAAUACGUCCCGCUGGCCAGCAGAUUCAGUAUCCAAAAUCACGGAUCUAGGUUUUACUCGCGAAGAGGCCAUUCAGGCUCUCGACGCUGCAGAAGGUGACUUGGACGGGGCAAUCGGGUAUCUCAUCUAA